This is a messenger RNA of Meloidogyne enterolobii, 776 nucleotides long. The record is from the annotation of a GenBank genome assembly. Lineage: Eukaryota; Metazoa; Nematoda; Chromadorea; Rhabditida; Meloidogynidae.
GGAUGGUAAAAAAGAAGGAUUUAAAUCAGAAAAAAAUAAUGAGACCACAAAAAUCUUGUAAUUCAUCUGUUGGCCGUAAUUGGAAUGAAUGCAGCACUAAAAGAAUUAAUCCAACUACUGAAUUAAGGUCAACACAUUCUGGAAGAACGGCAUUAGCAAAACAAAGAUUAAUAAGAAUGUUAAUUGUAAUUGUUGUAAUAUUCUUUUGUUGUUGGACACCUUCCUAUAUUUGGUGGCUUUUACUUAAUGCACAAGAUACUUUUCAGACUUUCAAUAUUUGGAAUUCAGAAGUAAAUACAUUCAUUACCGUCUUAACAUAUCUAUCUUCCUGUACAAAUCCUAUUACUUAUUGCUUUUUGAAUAAUAAAUUUAGAAAUGCAUUGUGUUUGACAUUUGGAUUUCGCACAGAAAUUAGCCGGGAUAGGGCUAGCCGUGUUCAGCGGACACAAACAAGUGCUGCUGGCACACCCCGUGAUGAAUUCCAUUCAUGUCUAAGCGACACAAAUAAUCAUUCUAAUGCUAGUGGAAUACAUUCUGAUGGGCCUGGCAAAAUGGAGGAAGGAUUAAGGGAAAGCCCAUCAAAUCAAUUUCUUCAACUUCUACGACGAACAAAUUUUUCAAUAUUUGGUAGAGUUGGAAUAACCUCAGAAGUUAAUUUAUUAAAAACAGAACAACUAAAUGGCAAUCAAAAUUGUAUUAUUAAACCUAAAAACCAAUUUGAAAUUGAAAUGAAAAUGAGAACAACACAAAAUGGGGGAAAUUUUGUUUUAAAUUAA